Messenger RNA from Kalmanozyma brasiliensis GHG001, 576 nucleotides. Its product is annotated as Mediator complex, subunit Med10. The transcript has a single exon. Gene Ontology annotation, molecular function: transcription coregulator activity. The record is from RefSeq and is a predicted model, not a curated record. Gene Ontology annotation, cellular component: mediator complex. Lineage: Eukaryota; Fungi; Basidiomycota; Ustilaginomycetes; Ustilaginales. Gene Ontology annotation, biological process: regulation of transcription by RNA polymerase II. The coding region runs from base 1 to 576 and encodes 191 amino acids.
AUGUCGUCAGCAGCAGGCAACAGACGGCCGCGUCAAAUCACCCCGACCUCGCCCUCCCCCUCGCCUGAGCCGCAACCUGGCACGACCAACGGCAGCACCUCUAUAAUCGCAACCGCGCCACCACCUCCCACCCUGCCACCAGCCUCUGCUCCCGUAACAGCCACCUCGGUCGACCCAACAGAGUCCGUCCGUGCCUCACUCGAAACGCGCGUCCGCUCGGUCGUCGACCUCCUCUACCAACUCGCCGUCUGCUCCGCCGACGUACAGGACGGUUCGCAACACCUCGUCUCGGCCAAAGUCAACGAAUGCAUCGCCGCACUUGCCGCACUUGAUGCGACUAAGGAUGACGUGCAUAGGGCACAUAUGAUGGUGCCCCAAGACGUGCUCGAGAUGCUCGAUACGGGCAAGAAUCCGGAUAUCCACACGAGAAACUUUGUCAAUAGGUUGGCGAGCGAGAACCAGUAUAGCUUCGGUCAGCAUCGGGCUGUGGAGAGGUAUAAGGAGCGGUUGAGCAGUGCACUGGAUGAGGCGUUCCCGGAGCUGAGGAGGGCGAAGGAGGACGUGAUGGAGGAGUGA